GUUAUGGGUCGCGUUUGAGUUUUGCGACAAAGAUGGAUGCCGAAAGUGUGGAAGCCGGUGAUAAAAAUCACUUAAACAAUGUUUUAUCAGAAACCGAGAUUGCCAAUUUACCAAAUGGCGUCGCAAACAAAAUCAACACAUAUAUUGAUACAAAAUUUGAGGAAUACAUGACCUCCAAGGCUCUUCUAGAAACCAGCAAAACACAAAUUGAUGACAAGAUAACAGCAGCAGAGGCAACAAUAUUAGAAUUGAAAUCAAAAUAUGAAGUAACAUCCAAAAAAUUUCAAAUUGCCGAUGAAACAGUUGCUGAACUUGAAAAGCAAGUAGGGACUCUAACUGCAGAUUUAAAUAAAGCAAAUGAAAAAAUUGUUCAAUUGGAAAAUGAAAUAAUUUCUCUUAAAAAUGCUAGAGAUGCUGCAGUUGAUGAACGAAAUGACCUGACCCAUAUUUUGGAACGGCGAAAUGCCAAAAUAGAAAUGUUAAUUGCUAAUGAAACUUCCCUUUCUGAACAACUGCGUGCUGCUAUUGAUUCAAAAUGUGAAGCACUUACAUUAAAUAAUGAUAUCCAAAGUAAGGAAUUAGCUUUGCAAUAUCGCGAAAAACGUAUGGAGCAAGAAAGGGUUCUAUUAAACACUCAAAUAGCUAGUCUCACUGAGGAAGUUAAUAGUUUAACUUCAGAAUUACAAACACACAGAUUAAAUAAUACAAGCCGUUUAGUUGGUUUAGAAGCAGAAUUAUCCAAAAAAACUGAAGAAUUGAAAUCGGCUAAUGACACCAUUGAACAACUCAAUGAAAUGAAGAAGAAACUAACUGAUCGUGCCGAAAAUCUUAGUCAAAGAUUAGUGGAACAGAGAGAUAUAGAAAAGAAAAUAACUGAAAAUUACAAAACAGAACUUGAAGCUAAAACUAAACUUGCUGAUUUAUUAAAAACAAUGCAUGAUGAUUCUGAAGCCAAGGCCACAGAACUUAGUGAAGGCAUAAGCGAGCUACAAAAACUCUUGAAUGAAGCUACUGAGAAAUAUGGCGAAUUAGAAACAAAAUAUAAACAAGCGGAAAAAGACCAUGAAGAAUUAAUGGAAAAGAAAAAUGAGGUAAUAUCAUCACUAAAAAAUGAAUUGGAACAUGCUAAUGAUCUAAUUAAAGCAGCAGCUGCACAGAACUUAGAUAUGGCACUUAGCGAUUUGGCACCAUCUGCGGCAACUGCAAGUAAACUUUUAAAAUCUGGAAUGUCAUUGACACAGAUUUAUUCGCAAUUAGUUAAAGUAACUGAUGAUUUAAGUCGAGAGAAAGAAGAGAAUAGAAGACUUACAACAACAAUCAAUAACAUUGUUCAAGAAUUGGAAGAGAGAGCACCUAUGUUACAAAAACAAAGGGCUGAGUAUGAGGAGACUUUAGAUUGCAACUCAGCUUUAUCACAGCAAAUCGAAUUGUUAACAAUUGAAUGCAAUAGGCUUAGAGAUGAUUACAAUGAGGCAUCUAGACUUUCAAAUCAUUACAACAGAGAAAAUGUCAAAUUAAAAGGAGAGUUAGCAGAUUUAGGUAGACAAGUUUGCUUUUUAUUAAAAGAAAUUGAGCACAGUCGAGGUGGGUUAUUAAAUGGUGACCAUGAUGCAUCCCAUGCUGAAUCAAACACCUCAAAUGCUUCAGAUAAUAAUUCCUCACGAAUUAUGUCUAAAACCCUGGUGACAUUCAGUGAUAUUCAAGAAUUACAAUCUAAUAAUCAAAAACUUCUACGAAUGAUUCGUGAACUAACUGACAAGCAAGAAGAGCUUGAAAAGCAUAAGGAGCAGUUUGAAACUGGAGAAAUGCAGAAUAAAAUAGAUUCCUUAAAAACUCGCAUAUCAGAGCUUACUGAGGCCCAAGAUAGGCAGACGAAAAUGGUUACUGGUCUUAUAAGACAACGUGAUAUGUUUAAAAAGUUGUAUCACGACCACAUGAAAGGUAAGCGCCAUGAAUUGUCAUCUGUAUUAGACACUUCCGAUUUGGAGAAAGGAGACUCCUUUGAGAUGGACCAGACUAGACCAGAAAAAACUUCUAAACCUUCACAAUCUGAUGUAUCAUUAGCCUUCGAAAUUAAAUACAAUGAAACAGAAAAACAACUUGAGCUUCUAAAGGAAGAAUUCAAAACCUAUAAAGAGGAAAAAGUUACAAAUGAGAGGAUGUUAUUUGAACAAAUUGACAAUAUGAGACAAGAAAUAUCAAAAUUAACAGCUGCAAAUAGCAAAUUUGCCUCUACGGCAGAAUUUAAUAAUGAAAGACUUAAAAUUUUGCAGACGAAUAUUGCAACUUACAAGAAGCAAAUUAGCUCACUGGAAGAAAAAAAUAAAACAUAUAAUGCCACAAUUGCUAAGCAUGAAGUGUCAUUACAGCACUUAAGAGAUGAGGCAUUAAAUUCUCAAAACAAAUUAGCUACAGCUGAAAUACAGUUGGAAAAUUUAAAACUGGAAUGUAAAUUACUAAAAGACACUGAACAUAGAUUGCAAACUGAGAAAGAAAUAUUAAAUCGCGAAAGGCAAGGACAAUCACUGCUACUUAAAAAUUUGGAACUUGUUAAAGCUAGUGUAGAACGUUUAGAAACAGAAAAUCGUACCAAAAUAGAAUCGCGGUUGGAUGAAGCUACAAGAGAAUGUUCAGCGAUACGUAUGAGACUUCAAGAAGAGCAGAAUAGAUUCAGGGAACUAGCUUCACACCUUGAACGCCAAACAGAAACUGCUAAAGAGAGGAUGGAAGAGGAGAAAAAAGCAGCUGAUGUAAUGAGAAAGGAAAUUACGAUUCUAAGGAACGACUUAAGCGAAAAAAAUAAAGCAAAUGAGGAACUUGCUAGGAAACUUAAAGAGGCCCUAGAUCCUAAUGUAGACAAUACAUUAGAGUCACUCAAAAAAAUAAAGGAAUUGGAAAAUAAAAUAUCUGAUAAAGAUGGUGAAAUUAAAUCACUCACAGAUCAAUUAAAUAACGCAAAGGAGCAUGUAAAACAGUACUGUGACAUUUCGGAAGGUGCGGAAAAGGGAAUAAAAUCUCUUAGUGAUGAAUAUGACACUUACAAAACUGCUACUGAAAUAAAACUUGCUGAAUAUUCUCAAAAAGUACAACAAUUAGAGGAAAAAUGUUCAGAACUAGAAGCUGAAUUAUCACUCCAAAACAAUGGGGAGUACGCCAGUAUCAAUAUUAAUUUGAAAAAUGAAUUAGCUAAUUGUAAGCAAGAGUUAGCAGUUGCAUUAUCAAAUUUGGAGUCAAAUCGCACAGAUUUGGAAAGUGCUCGAGCUGAAAUCACCAAACUAUCUGAGGCUGUCCAAAAAGCUGAGGACAAAUACACACAUGAGAUGAUAUUACAUUCAUCUGAUAUUCAGACACUCGCUCAAACCAAAGAAGAGUUAUCAAGGGUUCAAAAUGAACUAAAUGAAUUAGUUGCAUUGAAGAAUCAGACACUUGAAAAAUUAGAAGUAGAAAAGGCCUCAUGGCUUGAAAGACAAAAAUCGCUCACAAAAGAAAAUGAAGAACUUGUACAAAGAUUUAAAGAUAUAUGUGAGCAAAAUUCCGUCUUACAUGACCAGAUCCAGGCUUUGGGUACACAGUUAUCUGUCGCCCAUGCAUCACGUUCACAUUCCGAAAGCCUUAAUGAGUCUGCCAACGAUUCAAAUAUGAGUGUGUCGGUUAACGAAGAUGAUGCCAAAUCGUCUGAACAGAUGUACAGAAUUGUGAAAUUCUUAAGAAAAGAAAAAGAUAUAGCCCUAGCUAAGUUUGAUAUUUUACAAGCAGAAACUAUGAGACUACGAUCACAACUGGAAAUUACUGAAAAACAACUUGAUGAAGCAAAAUUAACUCUUGCCGCCGAAAGAGAAAAGUAUGAAGUUAGCUUGGUGACAGUAAAUAGGCAGUCAGAUAUCUUGAGGAAAGUAGAGACCCUUGAUGCUUUAACUGAUAGCAACAGAGUUCUAAGAGAAGAAAGGGACACAUUGGCGUCUAGAGUAGAAGAACUUACUAAAGCUACGAAAGCUUUGGAGGAGCAACUACACCCACUGCAAGAAAGUGUAGCUGAUUUAACCUCCAAAAAUGAAACCUUACAGUCGGAAAACACAUCUCUAAAAUCUGACUGCGCAAGAUGGAGAACAAGAGUAAAUGCUUUAGUUGAGCGUGCAAAUAAAACAAGUCCUGAAGAUUGGAAACGGCUACAAAAUGAACGGGAAACUCUUGCCAAAAUGUUGACAAAUGAAAAAGAAGCUCUUAAAAAAGUCAAUGAGGAAUUGGGGGCUUUAAAAAUUGAAAAGACUAAAUUGGAAGAACAGUACACUAUAUUAUCGCGACAACAAAACCAAUUAGUUGAAGAAAAUAAGAAAUUAAAUGAGGAAGUGCAGACACUUAAAGACGAUAUGGCGCGUCUUACGGAGGAACUAACUAAAAUAAAAGCAGCACACGAUAAUCUCUCGGAAACCAAUGUAAAAUUGUUAGAAGACUUGAACGACAAAGACGCUUCUUUAAGCGAUAUACGAAAUAAAGAAUUACAAAUUCGAAAAAUUGCCAAGAAGUACAAAGGGCAAUAUGAAGAACUGGUUAAAACCGUGGACGAAGAUAAAAAGAAAAGUGAAGGCGAAGCGGCCGCUGCGGGGGUAGCGUUGGCCGAGACUUCUAAGAAAAUGGAAGAUCAAUUGAGUGACCUCCAAGGCCAAGUACAGGGAGAAAAAGCGAGCAACGAGAAGCUCAAGCAAGAACUCGAAACAUUGCGCACGGCUAAUAUGGACAGGGAGGAAAAGGCGAAACAAGUUUUAAAACAAGCAAAGAGCAAAAUAGUACAGCUUACCGAAUCGAAAAACAGCUUAAGCCGAGAGGUAGAUGAAUUACGAAGUAAAAUCGGUGCGAUCGAGCAAAGCACGCGCGAGGAGCUCGAGGUUCGGAUAGCUUUACUAAAAUCUCAAUACGACGGUCGACUGUCUCGUCUGGAAAAGGAAAAAACUGAAGUACAAACUGAGAAAACAAGAGAAGUCGAAGCUCUCCUCCAAAAAGUGAAUAUGCUUCAAAGACAACUGGCAAAUCAAUCUUCCGCGGGUAAACAGCAAGCCACGACAGAGAAGGUCACCUCGGAUCCUCCGACAGCUAAUAUAAAACCGAUGGCAGGCGUGGCGCAGCAGAGCGUGACGGCGAGCCGGCGCGGCGGCGAGACUCCGCUGGCGUCAAUCCGGCCGAUGGCGCAAGUGGGACCGACCGCGCCGCACGACGCUCACACCACCGAGUAUAUGCCGGCCUCCUCGUCGCGUCCGUUGCAGCGCGCUGCUCUCGCGCCCGCCGCCUCCGCAUCAGCAUCCGCCACCUCCGCAGUCGCCGCCACCUCCGCUUCUGCUUCCGCACCGCCAGAGUCCACUCAAGACAUGGACACGAGCGAGGCUGGUAUGGGAAGCUCCGGAUCUAGUGACAACAAUGCUCAGUCUUCUUCACAUUCCCAGGCGCCGCAGCAAGCGGUGGCGUUAGUAAUGCCUCGCAUCGAGGUGCCGAGCGGCGCGAGCGGUGCGACCACAGCCAGCGCCGCCGGCAGCUCGCCCGCGCCCAGCGCCGCCGCCACCCCCGCGCCUACCGCCGCACAGCCCGGCGCCUCAAGCGCGACGCCAACGUCGGCGGCGGUGGCUCAGACGUCUAGCGGCGUCAGCACCUCGCACACGGCGCCCGGAGUCAGCACCUCGCACGUGGUGCCCGGCGUCAGCACAUCACACGCGGCCCCCGGCGUCAGCACGUCACAUGCGGCCCCCGGCGUUAGCACAUCCCAGGCGGUGCCCGGCGUCAGCACCUCGAAUGCUCCGCCCGGCGUCAGCACGUCUCAUCCCCCAACAGAAACUCGACCAGCCAAGCGACGUCUGCAAGCCAGACCGGUCUCUUCGAAGAGGACUCGCGUACAGGGUUUCGAAAGAUCAGUGGAAGUAGAGUACCAGGUGCCGACAUCGUCACGCUGCGACCAGGAUGACGAGGGCGUGAUCGUGGUGGACUCUGAGGAGGAUGACGAGCGAUGCACCGGCACCAUGUACAGGGAAGCCGAAGAUGACGAAGAGGAUAUGGAGGAAGAGCAAGAAGAAGAGGGUGGCGAGGAGGAAGAAGCAGAAGGUGACGAUGGCGAAAACGCCGCUACUCAAGAUUCGCCGGCGCAGUCCCCGGAGGCGGGCGGCGCGGGUGAGGAGGGUGACGAUGGCGAGGACGGGGAGGAGGUGGAGGGGCGCGAGGCGGGCGGCGCGGCGGCGGACGCAGCGCGCGAAGCCGACAGCGAGCCCGCACCACACCAUCCGCAGAUAGAGGCCAUCAGCAGCGGCACUGAGCCGAGCGGCGCGCUGUCUCUGGGCGGGAGCGGCGGCGACGACGGGGACGACAGUAUCGUGCCAUCCACUCCUACGCUCUACGUGCCCAGGCGAAACGACGGGUUUGGUGAGGCGGUAGUGUCGCCGCUGGGCGCGGGCGGGGACGCGGAGGCGGCGGGCGGCGCGCGCUUCACGUUCGCGGAGGGCGCCGCCUCGCACCACGACACGCACGCGGACCUCGCCGCCGCCCUGCCCCCGCCACACGCCGCACACGCCCCCCAGCCCCACACCGCCCGCUCGCACACCGACCGACGUUCCGAAGGCACGGAGUCGCAGUGGGAGGAGUCGCGCGCGGAGGAGGAGGCGGCGGCCGUCAGCUCGCAGGGCAGCGAGCCCUCCUCGCCGCAACAGCCGCCACAGAUAGCGGAGGAGGGACGCGAGGCGGAGGCCAGCUCGCCCGCGCCCGUCCUCGGCACGCGCCGCCCCGCGCACUCACCCGCCGUGCACUCCCCGCACCAGCGCUGGAUGCGUGCCGCAGACAGUGAGAGCGGAGCGCGCGGGCGCGGCCUAAGGCCUAGAGGCCGACCGCCACGUAGGUCUCAUUACAUGAGGUUCUAAAUAGAUAUUCAUUGUUACUUUUUUUUAAUAUAAACCUAUUUACUUUAAACAUUUCACUAAUAAGUUAUAAAAUUGGUUCGAUUUAAAAAAGCAUUUUUAUAACUUUGGAAAAAUUAUGUUUAUUGUCAACAUUUUCUACACUUUAUGUUGCUCAUAAAUAUUUUACAUCAUUAGUGUGAUGUGGCUGAAUAAUUUUAAUAAUUUUAUGAUUGUAAGAGUAUGUGAUUGUUUUAUAAGAAUAUUGAUGUGUAUAACUGGCAUUAGGAUUAGUUCAAUGUCUCCUUUACGUAAAUAGUAUGACUCAAUGGAAUAGGUUAAACAUACAUAUAUUCAAUAGUGUUUAGAAGAAAUAGUUUAAAUGUUUUAGCCACUCAAGGCAUCUUAUAUUAAUUAGACAUUAAUUAUUCAUCUCGUAUUCUGUAACAUCACCGACAUUUUAAUCUUUGUGGUACUAGUGUAAGAACAUUUCCAAACAUUAGUAUUUUAUUCCUAAUAAAUUUAUUCCAACAA
This is a messenger RNA of Papilio xuthus (Asian swallowtail), 7400 nucleotides long. RefSeq names its product nucleoprotein TPR. NCBI's taxonomy places the organism in Eukaryota, Metazoa, Arthropoda, Insecta, Lepidoptera, Papilionidae. Bases 33 to 6890 code for a protein of 2285 amino acids. Gene Ontology annotation, biological process: mRNA export from nucleus; protein import into nucleus; regulation of mitotic spindle assembly. Gene Ontology annotation, molecular function: structural constituent of nuclear pore. The transcript is spliced from 14 exons. Gene Ontology annotation, cellular component: nuclear pore. The record is from RefSeq and is a predicted model, not a curated record.